CGCCAGCGACCGAGCAGACCCGGAAGCGUGGCGGCCCGCCCCCUCGCGGCGCUCCGUCCAAGAUGGCGGACCUCCACCGCCAGCUGCAGGAGUACCUGGCGCAGGGGAAAGCCGCCGGGUCGGCGGCCGCGGAGCCGCUGCUCGCCGCGGGAAAGGCGGAGGAGCCCGCGACGGGGGACAGACCGGCGGGGGCAUGGCUGGGCCGCGCGGGCCUGCGUUGGACGUGGGCGCCGAGCCCCGCGGAGCCAACGGCGGCGGCGGGCCCGGCGUGCCUGCCGAGCUUGACGCGUGCGCAGCGGCUUGCGGCGAGCGGCGUGUGCCUGCUGCUGGCCGCGCUCUGCUUCGGCCUGGCCGCGCUGUACGCGCCCGUGCUGCUGCUGCGGGCGCGCAAGUUCGCGCUCCUCUGGUCGCUGGGCUCGGCGCUGGCGCUGGCUGGCGGCGCGCUCCUGCGAGGUGGAGCGGCGUGCGGGCGCCUGCUGCGCGGCGAGGAGACGCCGUCGCGGCCCGCGCUGCUCUACGUGGCCGCGCUGGGCGCCACGCUGUACGCGGCGCUGGGUCUGCGCAGUACGUUGCUCACGGCGCUGGGCGCCUGCGCGCAGGUGGCCGCCCUCCUGGCCGUGCUGCUCGGCCUGCUGCCUUGGGGAACGGGUGCGGCACUGCGCCUAGCCCUCGGGCGCUUGCGCCCCGGCGACCGCCUCACUAAGGCGCUGCCCGUGUGAGAGCUUGAGGACGGCCGCCGGGCCGGGACGCGGAGCCGGACCCCGGGACGGCCACCGAGCCCCAGCGCCGGAGCAAGGACUGCACCCGUCGGUUCCCAGGCCGCGCAGGGCACAGGCCGUUCCUUGUGCCGGCGAAGUGUCAACCUGGAGCGGCUGUUGAAAACCGAGACAGUAGCAGUGUUGGAAGCUUUCAGCGUUUUGUGCUGUCGUCGGUAGCGUGUGCUCUGAAAACGAGCUUUCUUUGAUGUGCUGUGAAACAUUUCUGAUAACUUGCUUUUGCGUUAACCGUGGUCUUGGAUUGAGCUCAGUAAAAAAACAAUGGCUCUUCAGUUUUAA
Messenger RNA from Diceros bicornis minor, 1055 nucleotides. RefSeq names its product SFT2 domain containing 3 (gene SFT2D3). The transcript has a single exon. The record is from RefSeq and is a predicted model, not a curated record. Lineage: Eukaryota; Metazoa; Chordata; Mammalia; Perissodactyla; Rhinocerotidae. Bases 63 to 719 code for a protein of 218 amino acids. Gene Ontology annotation, biological process: vesicle-mediated transport. Gene Ontology annotation, cellular component: membrane.